AUGAAGAAAAGCUUCCUUCAAACGCAAGCUGAGAUGGCGCGCUUCGAUUCUGGAGUACCUCGUGAUCGUGAAGAAACCUCCGAUAACCAGAUUUCGUCACCUAUGAUUCCACACGUUGCGGACAAGUACGACCCUGAUCACCCUGAUGCAGACUGGGGAGGCUACGUGCGUCGUUCGUACAAGAAGCGCUUCUACACGAAUCAAUCAGGAGUCAAAGACAGUCUAACGUACGAUGAGAAAGGUGGCAUCAUGCCUCGUGAUGAGGCCGAAAAAUCAACAAUAUCAGGAAAGAAACUGUUUGAGCCUCAGCAGAAUCCAUCGGGCGAGCAAGUGCCUGGAAUUCCUUUUCAAAGUGCUGUCUAUCAGGUUGGACCUGGUAGCAGUGUUAGCACCAACGACUGGAAAACAUCGUAUGCAUCACAAACGUCGAUGGAGGCUACUCCCAAAGACACAUUUGUGCUAGGAACGAGACAGAAUUCACAACCCAAACGCCACGUGACGCCAAUGUAUGAGCAAGGCCGUGGGUCGCAACAAAAUUCUGCACGCACCCAAUCCCCCUCAUCAUCGUUGGGAAGUGGACAAGGAUCACCAUCGCUUAGCAAAAGUGGCAGCAGUGGAUCACUUUCUGGUCGUCGUAUUGACUCGCGUCGCUCCUUACUCGCUGGUAUUGGAAAGCUCGUUGCAGCCGAGGACCUCAACGGACUACACCCACCACCAGAACGCCAUCUACCGGAGAGCUACACAAACGCAGCAUCCAAGACACUCCUAGCAGAAAACUACCACGGGACAACAGUGGGGUACACUGGACGCCGAAACAUGUUCUGA
Phytophthora nicotianae INRA-310 is the source of this 825-nucleotide messenger RNA. RefSeq lists its product as hypothetical. The record is from RefSeq and is a predicted model, not a curated record. The transcript is spliced from 7 exons. The coding region runs from base 1 to 825 and encodes 274 amino acids. NCBI's taxonomy places the organism in Eukaryota, Oomycota, Peronosporomycetes, Peronosporales, Peronosporaceae.